This is a messenger RNA of Cylindrotheca closterium, 810 nucleotides long. NCBI's taxonomy places the organism in Eukaryota, Bacillariophyta, Bacillariophyceae, Bacillariales, Bacillariaceae. The record is from the annotation of a GenBank genome assembly.
AUGAAUCUAUCAAUGGAAUUGGAAGAUGGCAACGGUGACUGGGAUUGCUAUUCUGAUUGUGAUUCAGAUUCAGAAUACUCAUACGAAACCAUAAAUACCAACGAUAGCGGUGAUUUCAGUAGCGAUGGCCUUUCUACCAUCGUUGAGGAAACUGAGAAAGACCUCAUGUCGAAGUGCUCGCAUGAUAUUGAUGCAAGCUUUCGUUCCGAUUUAGAUUCCCCCAUCCAAAUGCCACGUGCGACGAUCUCCUUGGGUGCCUUCCUCGAAAGGGACGAAAGGAGGUAUCAAUCUAAUAACCUCGAUGUCACCGCACAUGAGAUCAACAAUCUCGACCUCAACAGCGAGUCCGAGUCAUUGAAGGUGGAAGAAGUAUUCUUCCAGAAAUCAGUUAAUAGCUUUUUCACCCAAGAUGACGAUGCCAAGUCCUUCAACUCUAGCUCUCCGUCUUUCUUUCAGAAAUCAGCCAACAGCUUGAACGUUCAAGAAAUCUUCCAAAGAUCAACCAGCAGCUUUGCAACCCAAGGUUCAGACGCUAAGUCUGUGGACUCUAGCUCCACAACUGGCAGCUUUCGACUGGCACAACUGAAACUGAAAAAGUCUUUAUCCCUGCGAAAGCUGAAGACCGCCUACGAAGCCGCUGACUUCACUUCCUCCUUCCGAAAGGAUGAUGAAAAUGCGUCGAAGUGCAUCAGUUCGAUGGAACAGACUCUCUUGAAGUCGCCCGCAAGCGCACGAUCUUCAAAGGGCCAACUAGCCGCGAAAAAAAACUUACUGAAUGCAAUUUCUGUAUUGACGAUCUCGCAGGAAUAG